GUCCCAGAAGAUCAUGCAUGGGUAUCAUCAUUCCACAGACUCAUCACCACACAUUUGCUCUGCCUACAUUUCUACCACAAACUCUUGCUCUCUCCUUCAUUCCUCUCCGGCCAAAUUAGCAGCAGAAGCCCUACUAUGGAGCUGUUGACCCCCUCUGCUUGUUAUUCAAGUGUUGAUCACUUUAGGUCAGCUCCACCAGGGAAUGCUCCUGGCACCAUAACGGUGGUUGUCCCUUCAAACAAUGCCACCGCCCAGGAGGAAAAGAAGACAUACCCAAGAAAGAAUGAAGCUCUGGGGGCAGUGCAGAUUAUCAUAGCUUUGAUACAUGUUGCUCUUGGAAUCAUUUUACUCUUUUCUGCUAAAGAAUUUUCCCCCUUGGCUAUGAACAUCUACUAUCCCUUCUGGGGAGGAGGGCUUUUCCUCUGUUCAGGAAUCCUUGCAUCGCUAGCUGCAACAAAUCCUAUUGAAGGUCUGGCAGCAGCCAGUCGUGUGCUUAACACCUUCAGCGGCCUUGGUGCAUUAGCUGGAACAAUUAUUUUGAUCCUAGAUUUGAGGAAAAGGUCGUUGUUACCCAUCACUUUAGCCUGCAGAAGAAUCUCUAACUUGGCGUAUUACUGCAAGGUCAUCAAGGCAUAUGAAAGCGGGAUCGUGUACAUGAUGCUCUCCUUCACUCUCCUCGAGAUGUGGACGGCAUCUUCAACUCUCAUACAUUCGGAUAAAAAGAAAGCCAAAUCACACAAAGACAAUGAAGAACAAAAUGUUGUCUUGCUGCCUACCCCACAGCCGUGCCCUGCAAAUGCAUUUACUGACCUACCACCAUAUGUCCAUACAGAAUAAAGCAGAACUCAGCCUGAUCCAUAUCCUCAGCGUAACGACAUACAUAGCAGUGGCGACAGCAAGUCCCUCAACCUGUAAGCCUGCCCUUGCAGCUCAAAUCAGCGAGUCACAUGCUGGUUCAGUCCCUCCCCUGCUUCGAGUCAGUUCCAUGGUCAACUUCUGCCCAGUUCAAAAUGAGCCGUGCUAAAAAUGUGCAGAAGCAAGUUUUUCUUGGCCAGAAAAUGUACGUUUGCUUUAUGAGGCAAUCUGUCCCUGUUGCACUUUAAAUGUUUGUCUUCAUCCUCAGACCUCCUUCUCAGGACCAGACCACUCACUAUUACAGAGAUGCAUCUGUGCUCACUUGGAAAUAUUAGAAAUAGCAAGUGUAGAGGCUGCCAACAGAUACAGGGACCACAGUGCAGAGAAAGAGGGGAUAACUAUUCCCUCAUCAGAAUCAUCCCUGAAGCCGUCUGCUGCAGCAGCAAAAACUUGACAUCACCUGACCCUCUUUCCUCCCUUCCCCAUGCUGUUAAUAAAAUUUUAAAGCGAGUGAGAGAUGCAUUAAAAUGUGCAGUAAUGUCCCUAUUUACUAUCACCUCCACCUCUUACCUGCAGCCAACCAGUAUUGGCUUGUUCCUGUUUGUAUCUGUGUACGAACCAAUUUGCUAUCACAAGUCCUGAAGGUGACAAAUACAAAGAAGAGCAUCCCCCAAAUCGCAUGAAAACCAUGGAAAAAGCUAAUGGGACCUGUAGCAAGGGAGUAAAAUGCAUGCUACCAGCAUUAGACUAUAACAGUGCAAUAUAUCUUACAAUGAGACUUUAAAAUGCAUGUGCGAUAGCCAUAAGUCACUUUUAAACACUGCACAUACACACUAGAUCCCAAUUGUAGACCGGCUCUGACAUGUUAAGAUCUUCAUAGCAUAUCCUGUUUCAUUACUUCAUCAGAAACACCAAUAGAAAUUUUCUCAUGGAAGACAGCUGAAAAUAACCCUCUGGCUACUUGCAUCCUGUAUUUAGCAGCGGGUUGAACCCAAUGGAUUUUCUGGCCCUUUCCAACUCUACUAUUCCAUGAUUUUAUGAAUAUCCCUUCCAAAGACUUGUUAUCUGAUGGAAACAAUCCAGAACAUUUUAGCCAGACAAAUUCUGCAAAAGGGAAGUUUUAAUUCAAAAAGCCAAUAAACAAAGAUAUGGAAAUCUCAACAACCAACCAACCAACCAACAAACAAAACAGCAGCAGCCUGGAACAUUAUUUUUAGCUUCCUUUCUUGGGAAAUUUCCAUAGGUGGUUCUGAUGCAGUAAUGAAACAGGAUAUAAUCUGGAGAUCCCAUAAUUUCAUCCCCUGCCCACAUCUGGGAAUAAGCAUAUAGGAAAAUAAUUUUAUAUAAUACUAACUUUGAUAAUUUUCUAUGCAUUCCAUGGACUUUGCUUAUGGUUUGCUUCCUAAGAACAAUCCAGAGCAAGGACUAGAAACAGCUGUUUCAAACAGACACAUUCACUGUUUUAAGGUUUUUUAAAUUUUGACUUUUAUAACACAUUUAAAGAUAAAUGUAAAACCUCCGUAAUAUCCUCCAAAACAGGAUUCUGUUCCCUGCCUCCACGCAACUCUCUCACAAUGAAAUAAAUAUCAAGCCUUCCUGUGCC
Varanus komodoensis (Komodo dragon) is the source of this 2458-nucleotide messenger RNA. Its product is annotated as B-lymphocyte antigen CD20-like. Bases 136 to 837 code for a protein of 233 amino acids. Lineage: Eukaryota; Metazoa; Chordata; Lepidosauria; Squamata; Varanidae. Gene Ontology annotation, cellular component: plasma membrane. The record is from RefSeq and is a predicted model, not a curated record. Gene Ontology annotation, biological process: cell surface receptor signaling pathway. The transcript is spliced from 8 exons.